Messenger RNA from Asterias rubens (European starfish), 4307 nucleotides. Its product is annotated as methylglutaconyl-CoA hydratase, mitochondrial-like. The record is from RefSeq and is a predicted model, not a curated record. Gene Ontology annotation, biological process: fatty acid beta-oxidation. Bases 36 to 1118 code for a protein of 360 amino acids. Gene Ontology annotation, molecular function: enoyl-CoA hydratase activity. NCBI's taxonomy places the organism in Eukaryota, Metazoa, Echinodermata, Asteroidea, Forcipulatida, Asteriidae. Gene Ontology annotation, cellular component: mitochondrion. The transcript has 8 exons.
UAAUCCGUCCGUGUAAUCGAUCUGUAAACAAAGAAAUGGCGCUGCAGUUGAACUUUAACGCUAUCCGAAGCAUGCGAAGUGUUUGGAAGAAUAAAGUUGUGAGGCAGCAUUGUAUGAAACGGUUAGAUUUACUGGAAUGCAGUCGAACUGCUGGUAGUAGAACUACUAGUAGAAGUAGCAGCAGCUUGCUCUAUGACUAUGGUACUACUAUUGACAUGAUGAUGACUGGCACUGGCCGAUGCUACUCACCAUGCUCACUACCAUUAUCAACAUCAUCAGCAUCAUCAUCAACCGUCAGUUCUAACAACACACUUGAUCACAAUGAUCUUAGUGUCCGUUACUUGGACGGUGAACAUUCAGGUAUUGUUGUGUUUGCGUUGAAUAGACCAGCAGCAAAGAAUUCAUUUAGCAAAAACCUUGUCAAGUUGCUUUCCGAAGCAGUAUCUACUGUGACCUUUGACAAAAAUGCAAGAGUAGUUAUUGUCAGGAGUGAUGUUGCAGGAAUCUUUUCCGCAGGGGCUGAUCUGAAAGAACGUGCUAAAAUGAAACAAAGUGAGGUUGCUCCAUUUGUCAGCAGUGCACGUCAACUAAUAACUGAUUUGGGGGAAAUGCCCAUGCCUGUCAUUGCUGCCAUUGAUGGAACUGCACUUGGAGGAGGACUUGAACUUGCUUUUUCUUGUGAUAUCAGAUUAGCAGCUAGUACAGCUAAGAUGGGUCUCGUUGAGACUAAACUCGCUAUUAUACCAGGAGGAGGUGGAACUCAACGAUUGUCACGCUUAAUAAAUCCUGCCAUUGCAAAGGAGCUUAUGUUUACUGCCCGUGUAUUUGAUGGAUGUGAAGCUGCUCGACUGGGUAUUGUGAAUAGAGCAGUGGAACAGAAUGACGGAGGAGAUGCAGCUUACCAGGCAGCCUUGCAAUUGGCUCAAGAAAUUCUACCACAAGGUCCUAUAGCUGUCAAGAUGGUAAAGAAAGCAGUUAAUAAGGGUAUACAGGUGGAUCUUGCAUCAGGGAUGGCAUUUGAAGAAGCUUACUACUCACAGGUAAUCCCUACCAAGGACAGAAUUGAAGGGCUGACUGCAUUUCGAGAAAAGAGAACGCCGAAGUACACUGGCGAAUAACAAAUUUGAUUUUAUUUAUAACCAAAUAUUUGGUUUCUAUUGGUUUAUUUUUCAAUGAUUGUCCAAUGAUUGUCCAAUGAUUCAAUUUGCAAGACGCAAGCACUAAAUUUCUAUGAAGUUGGAACAUAAUCAUUUGUCUCCAGUAAUUAACCACAAGGGAAACCUGACUGGUUAAGUAUUUAAAUAGUUUGGGUUUAAACUUUUUUUUUUUUACUGGAAUAGGACGUGAACCCCUGUUGGCUCGUUUUUUCUUCUUUUUUUCUCCAUAGUGAUAUUUCUGACAAACGACUCAUUUAGCUUGAUCCAGAUCACAACACAUUUUUUUUGCAUUUAUUUUAAAAUGUUCUGUUAAUGAGAUAACAAUAAGUUUUCUCCACUCUAACAAAUAAUGAAGCAUGAUCAUAAAUGAAGAAAAUAUUAAGAUAAAUAAACCUAAGGAACCGAACUGUUUCAAAACAGUCAGAAUUGUAUAUUGUGAAUCAUUGUUUGUUUAUUUGUUUGUUUCCUUUCAAACCCUUGGAAUGACAUAUUUCUAUUAUUGCAGUUACAACCAUGUAAAAGGUAUCUUUUGGUAAAAGAGCUGUUUUUUUUGUCUUUUUAACUCCCCAACAAGCUUGCUGUAGGCACAAGAUAGAAUGGAAGUGCUCUUCUUACUCAGUAACGAGCAAAUGAGAGCUGUUGAUAGCAAAAAUUGAUUUUUUUUAAAUGUUCUCCCUCAAAUAUUAAAAGAUUUCAGGAAAAACAUGAAACCUUUGUUAGGCACUAAUAGCACCGAUAGUGCAACAAGGUUUUUGUUUCUUUAAAUAUUUUCUUGCAACUUCGAUGACCAAUUGAUCCCAAAUUUCCCAGAUUCGUUAUUUUAUGGCUUAAGGUUUUUGACUUGAAAUAACUGUUCAGUUAGCACUUGCUUUGGGUUUAGGAGUCCUUUCUUUAAUGUCAUACAAAACAUCCUAAAUUACCCGUAAUAACAUAAACAUCAUUCUCUUAUAAUAAUAAGUUUAAGUGUUUACUUUAAAAGACGCUGAUGAAAUAACUAAACUUAUUUAUUGUUUUAACUGUACAGUUAUCUAGACUCAAAUGUACGUUCAGUAAAUUUGUACAUGAAAACCUUUACUAUUGUCGAUUAAUGCUUCUUACUUGUCCAUAAUCUUUAAAACACAAAUUAACUUCUUGAAUACUUGCAUGUACUGUUUUAGUUUAGUGAUUUGAUAUGUUCGUAUGAUUGACCACAUUACAAUAUUUUAAUAUUUCCCAGAUAUAAAAUACCAUUUAUGCAAAGCUUCUACUUUGUGAGCCAGCAUAGAGCAAUUUUUGUGGGGCAAUCCGCCACAAGUCAGCCCACGCUGAGUGGGUCGUCUCCCCCGCAAAAACGCCUCGGUGCCACUCUAAGCCUCAUGAUUAGCACUAAUACUUUUGAAAACUUGAUUACAAUCUGUUUUAUUAUUUGAAUGCGUCGGAACGCCACCUUCCCAAUUCCAAAAAUGAUUGACCUUGUUCUUGCAUAUUGUACAACGUAUGUACGUAACUAACAGCUGAAAUAAACGUUGAAAUAGUACUUGAUGCAUACUUUGCCUCAUAUAAAAUGUGUUACCAACAGUGCCCUUACGAUUGAAAGCAAAUGUAAUGCUUUGUUAAAUCCAUAUUGCUGUAGAAACUUAAUUAGUACCCUAAUUGCCCUUUGGGUGCCAUUGAGUUAGUUAAAAGACUUAGCAGCCCCGGAACCAAUUCUCUGGUAGCAUUUCGGGAGGAAGCGUUAUUGGUUGUUUCUCCGCCCAUGGUGCUAACUUUUUGAAUGACUCUACCUGCAGUCGGGAUAGUUUGUCAGCUAAAACGUUUUCUACCCCCGGUAUGUGGGCUGCUUUAAUCUGAAAGUUGCCUAUCAUUGAUUUAACGACUAAUGUACGAACUAGCACCAUUAUUUUAAUGUCUUUAGACGUUUUGGAAUUCAAGGUGCUGACUAGGGCUUUGUUAUCUGUGUGUAUUGUGAUGCUUUGGUUGGCAAAACAACCCCAUACAUGAAACGCAGCAACUAUUGGAUACAAUUCUUCCAAAGUAAUAACUACUAUAGUCCAUUCUUCGGGCAACUUUCCAAAGAACCAAUUCUUUUUGCAAGUCGCGUCGUACCCUAGUGAGCCUGAAAGCUUCAAAAAUGGCCCAACUUGCACGACACCCCAUUGGUAAGGUUAUAUUGUAAAAAAAUGCCCUUCCCAUUUGAAACCAAGCAGAUUAUGAUCUUCUAUGAGCUUGACCAAUUCGAGGAGUGGGCUGAACUGAACCAUAUGAAAUUAAACAAUGACAAAUGCUCAAAAAUGAAAGUGUCAUUUCUGAGACGACCAAUUCUUAGUCCACCUCUCACACUUUGUAAUAUACCAUUAAACGCUGUCAAUGUAACCAAAAUCUUGGGGCUCAAUAUCAAUGCUGACCUUAAGCGGGGAACCCAAGUUGCAGAGAUACGGAAGAAGGCUAAUGGGAGACUCUUCUUGCUCAAAACACUGAGACGUUUCAACCUACCACGUGCAGACCUAGUAACUAUUUUUACUGGCUUUGUGAGACGUCUAGCUGAAUAUGCUGCGCCUGUUUGCCAUUCAGGAAUAACUGCAGCUCAUAUGCUGCGCCUGUUUGCCAUUCAGGAAUAACUGCAGCUCAAAAUAUAGCUGUAAAAAUAUCCAAAAGAGGGCCUGUAAAAUUAUCAUGGGCAAAGAUUACACUCCAUAUGAAGAGGUGCUUGCAAUCCUCAACCUUGAAACCCUUGAGGACGAAGGAAGCAGCUGUGCCUGAGCUUCUUCAAAUCCUUGCUUUCCUCUGAGCAAUUCUGCAACUGGGUCCCACCACUUAGGAAAAAUAUUCACCACAGGAACUUGAGAAAAACUCAGAUGAAAUCUCACUACCAGUUUGCAAAACCAAACGGUACCAAAAUAGCCCGAUUAUGUAUAUGACCAGUUUGUGGAACAAAAACCAAUUUUUGAGCAAUAAUAAUAUUGUUCUAUAUUUUUACCACAUCUAGCCAUUAUGAUCACUGUUUAAUGUUGUAAAUACAAUUACAAUCAAUGGCCUGCUUUUAUCUGAUUGAUGUUCAGAUUUUAGUUGGUCUUUUGCUUGUUUUUCUUGAUUAUAACAUUUUCAAUUCUUGUCUGUUGUUUUGUUGUAUUGUCACACCAUUUUUGAAUAAAAGUAACCAAUUUCAAUGUG